This is a messenger RNA of Volvox carteri f. nagariensis, 675 nucleotides long. RefSeq lists its product as uncharacterized. Gene Ontology annotation, cellular component: cytoplasm. NCBI's taxonomy places the organism in Eukaryota, Viridiplantae, Chlorophyta, Chlorophyceae, Chlamydomonadales, Volvocaceae. Bases 1 to 675 code for a protein of 224 amino acids. Gene Ontology annotation, molecular function: ATP binding; protein kinase activity. The transcript is spliced from 6 exons. The record is from RefSeq and is a predicted model, not a curated record. Gene Ontology annotation, biological process: protein phosphorylation; signal transduction.
AUGCCCAUCCUGCCGGGUGUCGUACGGCCGCCUGCGCUGGUGACGGAGUACCUUGGCGCGGGCAGUCUGCGUGCCGCACUGACCCGCGGGUCGGACUUCCUGCGUAGCGACAUGGUGCGGAUAAAGUUGGCGCUGGAUGCCGCCCGGGGGAUGGAGUACCUGCACCUCAAACGCAUCGUCCACUUCGAUUUGAAGACGGGCAACCUCCUGGUGGGCUUCAGAGAGAAGUCGCCCACUUGCAAAGUUGCGGACUUCGGACUGUCAAAACAGCGACAACAAACAUACGUUACAGGUGGGCCGUGCGUCACCUCGCUCCGCGGCACGCUUCCCUGGACAGCUCCUGAAAUCAUUCGUACACCCAAGGCGGUAACGGACAAGGCUGACGUGUAUUCCUUCGGUGUGGUGAUGUGGGAGCUGUGGACGUUCAGGGAGCCGUACGACGGUCUCAACUACCACGCGUUGCUGCACCAGAUCUCCAUGUCCACCGAACCUGUGAGGCCCUCCAUUCCAGGUGGAUGUUUAAGGUUUAGGGAGCCCGCUCCCGGCUGGAUGGGCCUUAUGUGCCGCUGCUGGGACGAGAGCCCCGACGCGCGGCCGCCGUUUACCUGCGUGGUUUCGGAGCUUGAAGUCAUGCUGGCAACUGCCAAGGCCAAACGCCGUGCCACAAGCGCUUAA